Xyrauchen texanus (razorback sucker) is the source of this 2907-nucleotide messenger RNA. It is a transcript of the gene ptbp2b, whose product is annotated as polypyrimidine tract binding protein 2b. Gene Ontology annotation, biological process: mRNA processing; regulation of RNA splicing. Bases 78 to 1694 code for a protein of 538 amino acids. Gene Ontology annotation, cellular component: nucleus. Gene Ontology annotation, molecular function: mRNA binding. The record is from RefSeq and is a predicted model, not a curated record. Lineage: Eukaryota; Metazoa; Chordata; Actinopteri; Cypriniformes; Catostomidae. The transcript has 15 exons.
GCAUAGUUACGAGUGUGUGUCGAAGGCUCGUCUGCUCCAGACAUCAGUAUCACACCGUGGAGAACGCUUUUCCUGCAAUGGACGGCAUGGCCAGUGAUGUUGCAGUUGGUGUGAAGAGAACCUCAGAUGAAUUGCUGUCUGGCGGUCUCUACAGCAGUCUAAAUUCUUCAGUCACUGCUAAUGGAAGUGACAGUAAAAAACUAAGGGUGGAGGACAGCAUGGAGAGCCCACCAUCCAGAGUCAUUCAUAUUCGGAAGCUCCCAAAUGAGGUUUCUGAGACUGAAGUCAUCGCCUUGGGUUUGCCCUUUGGAAAGGUCACUAAUAUCCUGAUGCUUAAAGGCAAAAAUCAGGCAUUUUUGGAGCUUGGAACAGAGGAAGCAGCUGUUACCAUGGUGAAUUACUACACAGCUGUUACACCUCAAGUGCGUAAUGUCCCAGUGUUUAUUCAGUACUCCAACCACAAAGAGCUUAAGACUGACAGUGCCCUCAACCAGCGAGCUCAGGCUGUGCUGCAGGCGGUAUCAGCGGUUCAGGAGGGUGGCUCUCCAAGCUCGGACACGGCAGGCGAGAAUUUGUUAGCGCCUGCACCCAGCCCAGUGCUGCGAAUAAUCAUCGACAAUAUGUUCUACCCAGUCACCCUGGACGUCCUCCAGCAGAUCUUCUCCAAGUUUGGGACCGUCAUGAAGAUAAUCACAUUUACCAAAAAUAAUCAGUUCCAGGCUCUUCUGCAGUUCAGUGAUCCAGUCAAUGCCCAGCAGGCCAAACUGUCCUUGGAUGGCCAGAACAUAUACAAUUCCUGCUGCACUUUGCGCAUCGACUUCUCCAAGCUGGUCAACCUGAAUGUAAAAUACAACAACGACAAAAGCCGGGAUUAUACUCGGCCCGAGCUGCCUGCAGGAGACGGCCAGCCACCAGUAGACCCAUCUGUGGCUGCUGCUCUGAACAAAGACUCCACCUCCCUACUUGGUACUCCCUCUGGAAUGGUAACUUCCUACUCUAGUGGUGGAGGGUUUCCAUCUUCUCUAGGGGCCAUCAGCCCUCUGAGUGCAGCGGCCGCAGCGGCAGCAGCAGCAGGGAGGGUGGCGUUGUCAGGACAUUCAGGACCGGGUGGAGUGCUCCUGGUCAGCAAUCUCAACGACGAGAUGGUUACGCCCCAAAGUCUGUUUACCCUCUUCGGUGUCUAUGGUGAUGUGCAGCGCGUGAAGAUCCUUUACAAUAAGAAGGACAGUGCUCUUAUCCAGAUGUCUGAUGGAAACCAAGCACAGUUGGCUAUGAGCCAUCUGAAUGGGCAGAAGAUGUAUGGAAAGAUCAUUCGUGUGACCGUCUCUAAGCACCAGACAGUACAGCUGCCCAGAGAGGGGUUAGAUGAUCAGGGCCUGACCAAAGACUUCACGAGUUCCCCUCUGCAUCGCUUCAAGAAGCCUGGAUCUAAGAACUUCCAGAACAUCUUCCCCCCUUCGGCUACACUCCAUCUCUCAAACAUCCCUGAAAAUGUGACAGAGGAGGAUAUUCGACUGCUCUUUUCAAACUCCGGUGGAACAGUGAAAGCAUUCAAGUUUUUCCAAGAUCGCAAAAUGUCUCUGCUGCAGAUGUCCACAGUGGAGGAGGCAAUUCAGGCACUCAUCGACCUUCACAACUAUGACAUGGGCCGUGGCCAUCGCCUGAGAGUGUCCUUCUCAAAGUCCACCAUCUGAGAAUCUCCUGGUGCUCUGUCAUGUUCCUCUCUCCCCCAAGAGCCUCAAGUCUAAUUUUUAUCAGUCAUUCCUUAACACCAUAUCAAAAACUUCAGUGAGAAUGGCCCUUGAGCAGAGCACUCACUCUGUAUCUGCUCCUACUUUUGGUUGUGUUUGGCCAGUUGUUACUCUUAAAAAGGAAGUAUAUUUUCAUUAUAGGAUGGAUUGACAAAAAUGUGCCUUACUUAGCAAAAUAGCGUCAUCUUUUUGCUCCCAUUGCUGCAGAUAAUAGAAGUUUAGGCACAUUAUGUGUGAUGAAAUAGAAAAUGUAACAAUCCUGCUCUGUUUUUAAAACGUAUUUAGCUCUUGCCCAAUAUCCUCACAUCAGGUCAUUUCUUGAAAUCCGUUCAACCUUUGAGAGCUAAUUAGCUUGCUUUGCUUCAAUCAAGACAAAAGCUCAAUUAUUUAUAAUGUAUUAAAUUGUAUUAAGUAUAAUUGACAGAAUUUGAUGUAAUAUACUCAAAGCUGUACAUUUUACUGUACAUUUUUUUCUUUUAUUUGGAGCUGUAGUACAUUUUUGAUCUGGCACACAAGGUACUUUUGUGAUCGAAACCUGUGGUAAAAAAAAACUAAACAAAUGACAGAGGGGAGCAUAGUUUGUAAAGUGUAGUACCUGCUUUGAUAUUAUUCACUCACCUUUGCUUCAGUGAACCGUUUAACCCCCUUUUUAAAUCAUGGAGCAUGUGCUGAUGGAUCUUGGCAGUUGCAUGUGUCAGACUGACCGUGUUUGACGUAUUGAUGUCACAUUAUUGUAGGGACUGUUGGGACCAAAGUAAAUGUGCCUUUAGUCUUACUUUAUUCUGCAUUGUACAAAACUCUUUUAUUCAACCUCUGAAAUAUUUUCAUUGAGGGGGAGAAAAUCAUACUUUACAACUGACAUCACUCAGAUAAAUGACCCUUAAUUGUCCUUGAUUGUUGUUGUUUAAGGGGAAUCAAUCUCUGAUGACCUCAAAUGGUGUAUAAUUUAUUUGAAAAACUACAUAUUUGUGGUGUAGGCCUGGGAAACCGAGGGGGGAUGGUAUUCUGUACAUUUUCUACAUUAAUUGAGUUUUUACAUAUUUGGAAAUGUAAAGUUCAGUAUAGAAGUGGCACAAUUAAAAGUUCAUUUUUCUACCAAGCUUGUGCUUAACAGUCCCUGUGUGGUUUUACCUUGUAGCAUGCUGAAUAAACUCUU